AUCAAACGCCCAUCUCCUGAGGUCGCCAAGAACCGCCAUGGAAUCACUCCGAGCUUCACUGAGCCUCAAUUGGCUCUCUCUCAAGUUCUUCACGAAGGGAUGGGACUUCUUUUUGAGGGAAGAAGCUUGGGGUUUGGCUUUCCUCUGUGGCCUGACGGCUGUCGUGGACUACUUCCGGGGAAACAGCAUGGCGUGCAUGGCAGCCCACGCGUGCAUGGUCAUUCUCGUUCGCAGGAUUCUGGCCGGCGGGAUCUGCACCUCCGCCAGACGCCUCGACGGCAAGACGGUCGUCAUCACCGGCUGCAGCGUGGGCAUCGGGAGGGAGACCGCGCGGGACCUCAGCAGCCGAGGUGCUAAGAUCAUCAUGACUUGCCGCAACACCAAGGCAGCAGAGAAAGUAGCGAAGGAAAUCGGCAGUCAGACUGGCGGGGAACUGGUUGUGAUGAAGCUGGACCUUGCCUCCCUGGCCUCUCAAGACGGAGGACGGCUUCGAGAUGCAGAUGGGCACAAACCACCUUGGGCAUUUCCUCUUAACGAACCUCCUGCUUCCUCUGCUCACCCACUCCGAGGAGGCGCGGGUGAUCACCCUCAGCUCUCUGGCCCAUGCAAGAGGUGUUAUUCCCUUUGAUGACAUGAUGUAUGAGAAAGGCUAUGACCGCUACAAGGCAUAUGGAAAUAGCAAAGUGGCUAAUAUUCUGUUCACACGCCAUCUUGCAAAGAAGGUGAAAGGCACAAACAUCCAGGUGUUCUCAGUUCAUCCAGGAGCCGUCCAGUCCAACUUGGGGCGACAUAUUGUGGGUCCGUUCACAGCCUCUUGGUAUGCUGCGCUGAUCUUGAAGACUAGCAUGGAAGGGGCUCAGACCACUUUGCAUUGUGCUCUUGAGGCAGAACAGGAUGAUCACAGUUAUUAUUUCAGUGACUGUACAGUGGGCUAUGCUUCAGCAUAUGCUAGGAAAGACGACGUAGCUGAACGACUGUGGCAGGUGUCGGAGAAGAUGGUUCAGCUUUAAUAAGAUAUUGGAGAAAUGAAAAAGAAAAAUGAUUAGCAAUAUGUGCUGAUUCUCUUGAUGAUGGUGCCUUAACUUACUGUUAUUUCCUUAUUGCUCUGAAUGCUACUAACCAGUAACAUAAGGCACAUAACUCUACCUAAGAUUUUUGAAUUGUUAAUGGAUGUUUAACAGUUAAUUGAUGUCUUACCAUUGACCUAUGAAAGUCACUGGUAAGACGAAGAUGAACAGUAUGGCAGGUGAGACCUGAGAAGAAAUUGUUGAAGGCUCUCUCUUUGAAAACUCUGGAUCCCAGCGAAUUUCCCAUCGCAGCGUACCCCUGCCUUCC
Molecule: messenger RNA, 1335 nt
Organism: Penaeus monodon (black tiger shrimp)
Lineage: Eukaryota; Metazoa; Arthropoda; Malacostraca; Decapoda; Penaeidae
Product: retinol dehydrogenase 11-like
Source: RefSeq, a predicted model, not a curated record